Ceratosolen solmsi marchali is the source of this 2409-nucleotide messenger RNA. RefSeq names its product Calmodulin-binding transcription activator (gene Camta). Gene Ontology annotation, molecular function: protein binding; double-stranded DNA binding; transcription coregulator activity. Gene Ontology annotation, biological process: regulation of transcription by RNA polymerase II. The record is from RefSeq and is a predicted model, not a curated record. Gene Ontology annotation, cellular component: nucleus. Lineage: Eukaryota; Metazoa; Arthropoda; Insecta; Hymenoptera; Agaonidae. The transcript is spliced from 10 exons. Bases 40 to 2334 code for a protein of 764 amino acids.
CAGCAGCAGCAGCAAAACCAGCAACAAAGUCAGGUGGAGAUGCAACAGGUGACGGAUCAGCAACAGCAGCAGCAGCAGCAGCAGCAACAACAACAGCAGCAGCAACAGCAGCAGCAGCAACAACAACAGCACGUCGUUCAGCAAAAUAGCAUCGACCAUGAUCAACAAACCCAACAACAUGAGAUAGAAUCAAAGGAUAGCAACAGUCAUGGCAGCAAUAGCACGGACUGCACGUCCCAACAGUCGGUGGCACAGCCGCCGCCGCCUCCAUCGCAAGUCGUCGCUGACUUCGUGGAGACGCUCGACCUCAGCCAGGAGGACAUUCAGCGCACCCUCUCCGCGAAUAUGGUGCACCCCUCGCCCUCGCCCUCACCAGCGGACAACAAUAUCAUCAAUCCCAUGGACUUUAUCGACUCGUCCGACGACGUACUCGUUAAUCUCGACGCGUUCGACAUGUUCAGCGACCUGCCGGAGCUGCACGACUUCGAGGCCGCGGCUACGGCCGUCGAGGUCGAGACCAAGACUGAUAUCAUGCGAUUAAGCUCGGAGGCCGAGGGCCACUGUCAUCCGGGCUCCACCGUCCACAUCGCCGAGUACAGCCCCGAGUGGAGCUACACCGAGGGUGGCGUCAAGGUGCUGGUGGCUGGACCGUGGACCGGUGGUGCUUCCCAAUCGUACUCCAUCUUCUUUGACGGCGAGCCCGUGGAGGCGUGUUUGGUGCAGCCCGGGGUUUUGCGUUGCCGGUGUCCUGCUCACGCGGUUGGCGUCGCCUCUCUCCAGGUCGCCUGUGACGGCUUCGUUGUCUCCGACAGCGUGGGCUUCGAGUACCGUAGGCCACCCCAGAGUGAGCCCAGUCCGGAGAAGGCCCUCCUCGACCGACUGGCCGACGUCGAAACGCGGCUUCAGGGACCGGGGCCUCCCUCGCCAGCCGCCCACCUCGAGGAGAGGCUCGUCGCUUACUGCCAGGAUGCGGUGGUGAGGCCCUGGCGUAGCGGCGCGGAGCCGCUCCAGUCCGGGGGCCCGACUCUCCUUCAUCUCGCCGCGGGCCUCGGCUACUCUCGGCUGGCCUGCGCUCUGUUACACUGGCGUGCCGAGAACCCGAGCAGCGUUCUCGACGCCGAGGUUGACGCACUGCGCCAGGAUGCGGCCGGAUUGACGCCCCUGGCCUGGGCCUGCGCCGCCGGACACGCCGACACGGCGCGGAUCCUAUAUCGAUGGAAUGCGAUGGCGCUGCGCGUGCGAGAUUGUCGGGAGAGGAGCGCGACCGAGCUGGCCGCGGAGAACGGCCACAGCGCUAUCGCCGAUGAGCUGAAUCGCUUGGAGGCUCGCCGGCAAGAUGAGAGGCUAUUCUUGAGACCGGCCAGCCCGAGCCCUAGGAGGCCCUCCCAAGACAGCGGUCUCGAUCUGGCUCUCUGGGAGGAGGACGCGAGGGUCUUGACCUUGGCCGAGCAAAUUAUAGCCGCCCUACCCGAGAGGAUCAAGAGAGAGCAAUGUGACCCCCCUUCUCCGUCCUCGCCACCGCCGCCACCGCCGUUGCCGCAGCUGGAGGAUGCUUUCAUGGAACAAAUGCCCCUCGACACCGGCGAGCUCUUCGACUCGUACCGCGAGUGCAAUGGCGGCGCGGCCUCCGUCUCCGACGCGGACGCUGAGGCCAGCCCCUCCUCGCCGUCCAGCAGCUGCCUGACCCCGGACUCGCCCUCGCCCCCGCCAACUACCGCCGACUUCUGCGAUUUCCUCCAACUCCAGCUGCAACUCGAUAGCGGAGUCGGCUCCUCGGGCAGCAACUGCUCGACCGACAAGGUCAUCGGGAGCGCGGCAAUUGGCAGCGGGACCGGGAGCGGCGCCCCCUCAAGCGGGGACGGUAGCGAGGCCGACCUCAGCAGGCUCACUCUCUCCGACCGGGAGCAGCGCGAGCUCUACCAGGCGGCCCGCAUGAUACAGAAGGCCUAUCGCAGCUACAAGGGCAGGCAGAGGCAGGAGGAGGCCGAGAGGCACGCGGCCGUGCUCAUACAGCAAUAUUAUCGCCGGCAUAAGCAGUACGCUUAUCACAGGCAAGCGACGAAGGCCGCCCUGGUGAUCCAAAACAACUACAGGAAUUACCGGGCUCGUCCGGGUGCGACGACGAGCGCCAGGCAGCAGGCGGUGCACCAGCAGGCGGCGCACCAGGCUGCCCGGAAGAUCCAGCAGUUCAUGCGGCAAUCGAAAAUCAACUUGUCGUGGGACGACUCGCGACCGGCUGCAGAACGCCAGGGACGUCGCAAGCGGGAACGCGAGGCCGGCGCAGGUGCCCACUUCCAGGGUGGCUGCUGUCCCCCAAAGCUCGCACUUAUCUAGCCCAGGUUCCAGCCUGGCAGCCGGCAACUCCCCCGAGACGACCUAGUCAACUGCCAGCAGAGCCAACAACAGCAU